Pedinophyceae sp. YPF-701 is the source of this 882-nucleotide messenger RNA. The record is from the annotation of a GenBank genome assembly. Lineage: Eukaryota; Viridiplantae; Chlorophyta; Pedinophyceae.
AUGGCGGCUGUGGCCACCCAGAUGGCCUUCGCCGGCAACGCCGCUGCGGCCACGGAGCUGGCUGAGAUUGCGGACGGGCGCAUUGGCACGCUGGCGACGCUGCUGGUGAUCGCCGUCGGCUGGGUCGGGUUCCAGAUCCUGAACCCGGCGCUGAACCAGCUGGACGAGAUGAGCGAGAAGGCCAAGUCGCGGCAGGGUCUCAUCGCCGGCCUCGGGCUCGGCGGCUCGGCUCUGGUUGCGGGCCAGGCGGACGCCGCUCAGGAGGUGAUGGGCCAGGUCGCGGACGGGCGCCUGGGGACCCUCGCGACGCUGCUGGUGGUCGCUGUGGGGUGGGUUCUGUUCCAGAUCCUGAACCCGGCGCUGAACCAGCUGGACGAGAUGAACGAGAAGGCCAAGUCGCGCAAGGGUCUGAUCGCUGGUCUCGGGCUCGGCGCCUCGGCCCUGGCUGCGGGCCAGGCGGACGCUGCUCAGGAGGUGAUGGGCCAGGUCGCGGACGGGCGCAUCUUUACGCUGGGGACGCUGCUGGUGGUCGCCGUCGGCUGGGUCGGGUUCCAGAUCCUGAACCCGGCGCUGAACCAGCUGGACGAGAUGAACGAGAAGGCCAAGUCGCGCAAGGUGAGAUUUGUCACGUGCAUCACGCCCGAGAGCGACCUGAAUCAUGAGGUUUCGGGUCUGAUCGCCGGCCUCGGGCUCGGCGGCUCGGCCCUGGUUGCGGGCCAGGCGGACGCCGCUCAGGAGGUGAUGGGCCAGGUCGCGGACGGGCGCAUCGGCACGCUGGCGACGCUGCUCGUGAUCGCCGUCGGCUGGGUCGGGUUCCAGAUCCUGAACCCGGCGCUGAACCAGCUGGACGAGAUGAACGAGAAGGCCAAGUCGCGGCAGUGA